Molecule: messenger RNA, 2638 nt
Organism: Rhagoletis zephyria (snowberry fruit fly)
Lineage: Eukaryota; Metazoa; Arthropoda; Insecta; Diptera; Tephritidae
Source: RefSeq, a predicted model, not a curated record
AUAUGUAUGUUUAAAAACUGAUUUAUAAAAAUGCAAGAAUUUAUAUUCUUGCAUAUAUAAGCUCAACGGAGAGCACGGCCGUGAAAAACUACUAAUAACAACAAUGGUAUACCAACAUAUAAAGCAUAAAUACAAAGGGAUCUCCAAAGAUAUCAACAAAUAUCAGAGAACAAUCGACAAACAUACCAACACAAAAAAUAGCAUAACGUUUUUAAUUAAAUGCAGACAAUACAACUAUACUCCAAACUUUAUUGAAAAUUCUACCAAACAAAUGACAUCAGUUUUAAAUAAUAAUGAUGAAAUUCUCCCGCCAAAAUUCGUCAGUGCCAAAGAAAAUUUUAUCGAGAGAACCAAACGCAUUAUGAUGAACUUAAUUAUACAAGAGAAACACAUAAUGAUGAAAACCUACCAAAGGGAAAGCCAUAUAAACCAAAACAACAUUAAGCAAUACCUAACCGAGGAAGAAAUGGAUCAGCUGUUAAGCAACGAAGAAAUAAGAAGUAAAGCGUAUGAGACUAAAACGAAACAAUUGUUGAGAGAGAAAUUUGACAAACUGAAAGAGAAAAACAACAAUAACACUAACAUCAUAUACAAUAACAACUGGUUCUCCAACCAGACAAACAUCGAAAUACCAGAAUAUGCAAAAUUGGCGCUCUCAUUAGGCCCAAAAUUCGCACUACCAUUUAAGCAGCAAGAUUUUCCAAUAUUCAACAUAAUAGCUGACAGUGAGGACUGCAUACAGACAAUUAAAGAAAAAGAAGAGCAAGAAAUCGCGAGAACAAGAGUGGCAAUUAUACUUGACAAUGAAAUAAACAAAAGACCGUGGGACAAAACUGAAAAAUUCAUAACAAGGACAGUGGGGCGAACUCAAAAAUUUUUGAACCAAAAUAAAAAUAUAUUAAUUUUGGAUGCGGACAAAGGAAAUGUCACUGUAGCGAUGGACGAAGAGGAUUACGACAAGAAAAUGAAAAACAUCGUUAAUGAUAUGAUGACAUAUAAAAGAACAUUGAAGGAUCCAACGGCAACACUACUAAAAAAAUCCAACGAUAUCAUAGACAAAAUGGCGACACAGAACAUCAUCAACAAUAGCGAAAAGUACAAAUUGAAAUCAACAACUGCAAGAGCCCCCCGCAUUUAUGGACUACCGAAAGUCCACAAACAGGAUACACCACUAAGACCUAUCUGCUCAAAUAUAGACGCACCUGCCAAUAAGUUAUGCAAAUUCCUGGCAAACACGCUAAAAAAACUUACAGAAAAAUCUGUAUACAACGUUAAAGACUCCAUAGUUUUCAGAAAUAAAAUAUCAGACACCAAUAUACGACGACGAGAUAAUGAUAUCCUUCGAUGUAGUCUCUCUGUUUCCAAGCGUACCUGUGGACUACGCUCUCAGGAUCAUCUAACAUAAAUGGGACGAUAUAGAAGAAUCUACGAAAUGGAAGAAGGAAUUUUUCAUAAACAGCCUGAAAUUUUGCAUAAAGGACACCCGUUACUUCAAAUAUAAGGAUCGAGUCUACACGCAACAAAAAGGACUACCUAUGGGAUCGCCACUUUCACCAAUAAUUGCAGACAUAACCUAGGCUAAUAACCAAAUAUGUUGACGAUAUAUUUGUCAUCAUCAAAAAGGACCAGGUGGACGUAACACUAGAAGCAUUGAACAGCUAUCACAAAAAUAUUAAAUUCACGAAGGAAGAAGAACAUGAGAACCGAUUACCGUACUUAGAUGCUCAACUCAUAAGGACUAACAACGUAAUUAAAAUAAAUUGGUACCAAAAACCCACUGCGGCCGGACGACUACUGAACUAUUUUUCAAAUCAUCCAAAAAAUUCAACACGGCAUACAACUUUAUCAGACGAGUACUCACAAUAAGCGACCCAAUAUUUCACAGAAGUAACAACGAAAUCAUCUCCAAUAUACUAAACAUGAAUAGUUUUCCACAACAGGCCAUCAAAAAGCUACUACAUAAAUACUAUGGACAACAUAAUCAUAACAAGGACAACAAAGAACAGCCAAAAAUAUGGAAGUCGAUGACCUACGUGCCAAAAGUGGCAGACAGAAUGGCAAAAAUUAAAUUCUAUGACAAAGAAAAAUAUAAAAUUGCGUACAGAAUGGACAAUAACUUAAAAAACUAUACAGCAACACAAAAAGCAAAAUUGACAAAAUGGACCAAAAUAAUGUAAUAUAUAGCAUAACAUGUAAUGGAAAUACGCAAAACAAAUGUGAAAAAAUCUACGUUGGAACGACAAAAAAUAAUCUAAAAACUAGGAUUAGUGGACACAAAUCAAAUCUUAGAUCGCGCAAAAUGGAAACACACAACAAACAGCACUGUCGGCCCACUGUGCAGAACUCUCACAUUAUCCAAAUUUUGAUGACGUUAGCAUAUUGCAAAAGGAGAGCAAUUACAACAAGAGACUGACGAUAGAAAUGCUACAUAUAACUAACACACCGACAGAAUUAAGAAUAUAUUACAAAACGGACACAGAGAACGUCGCUCAUGCUUACAGACACCUGAUCGAUAAAACAAAAAGAAUACAAACCAAAAUCAGUCGAAGUCCAGCCACUUGACAGCAUAGGAUGAAAUCAUCUACGCAAAAAUAAUUUAUAUUUUCUUUGGUCUUUUGUGUUUUAUGUUAGUUUUGCU